Molecule: messenger RNA, 1137 nt
Organism: Eruca vesicaria subsp. sativa (arugula)
Lineage: Eukaryota; Viridiplantae; Streptophyta; Magnoliopsida; Brassicales; Brassicaceae
Source: the annotation of a GenBank genome assembly
GUAAAGGAAGAAGCUUUGAUCUUUGAUUUAGAGAGAGAGAGAAAGAGGCACGAUUAAUCGAAAAGCUUUGAUCUUUUAUUAGCCUUGAAAACUGUAUGCGGAAGAACCCUAACUGCUAAAAUCGCCAUGGGAGAUGAUUCCGCUUCUUCUUCUUCAACGCCCGUUUCUGUUCACAAAUCUCUCGGUGGUGGUUCAGUUGCCGAUUUGCUGUUAUGGAGAAACAUGAGUGGUGCAGUCAUUGUCUUAAUCUCUUCUACUGUGUUUUGGUUUCUGUUCGAGAGAGCUGGUUACAAUCUCUUGUCUUUUGUCUCCAAUGUUCUCCUUCUUCUUGUUGCCAUCCUCUUCUUGUGGGCCAAGUCUGCUUCUCUACUCAACCGACCUCUACCGCCAGUUCCGAAUAUGGAAAUCCCUGAGGAGUUUGCAGUCAAGGCUGCUGAUGGUGUUCGGUUCUGGAUCAAUCGUGUACUCUCAAUUGCAAGUGAUAUCACCAUUGCUAGAAACCCUAUUCGUCUCCUUCAGGUGUCAUUGGUUUUGUGGGCUUUAUCUUAUGUGGGGACGUUUAUCAACUCCCUCACUCUUGUCUACUUUGGGAUUCUUCUCAGUCUCUCUGUUCCUCUUGUGUACGAGAAGUACCAAGACCACAUCGACGAUCAACUGAACUCAACUUCUAAAGUCAUUCGAAGUAUCUCAAUGAAGAUUCCGAUGAUGCCCGUAAGCAAAGAAAAGAAGUAUCAGUAGGUAGUGUAACUGCAGGUGAAAGAAAACUGCCGAUUUGUUCACAAGACUAAUUUUAAGCAGCUUUUAAGCACACAAGGAAGAGUCUCAUUACUGGCUUGGUUGCUUGCUCUAAGAGAAUGAUCAAGCAGCGGAUCAUAGUGAAUCGCAGUACAGUUUUUUUUUUUUGUUCAUUUCUUUCUGAUGUAGCAUACUAGGUUUUUCUUUAACAAUCUCUUCUUCUUCUGCUGUGUUCGUUCUGUUCUAUAUUCAAGAGUUUCUGGGGUUGUUUUCUGUUGGCUACAUUGCGUCUUUUAGUUUACACAGUAAUGCUUUGUGGGAUUGUUGUUUGCAGUAAAUUCUAGAAAGAUAAAACUAAUACAAUUUGAGUGGUUAUUGUUUAAUAACAAUUACUAAAUCCUG